AAAGGUUAUAGUGUAACAUAAAAAUAAAAGAUUUAUCAAAAAAAAAAAAAACAUAAAAAUAAAAGCAUACCUUUGUUUUCCUUUGUGGCUAAGUUAUGAAGGUGUGGUGUCACAUUCCAUAAGAAUGCCUUUUAUAUUACUUCAAAGCCCAUAAAUUCAUAAAGAACUCUCUUUAUGUUAAAACCAUAAAUUUAUGUUCGUUCACUUUUGGCUAGUCAUCAUUAACCCAUAAACCUACUCGUAAUCAAUAAUCAUUUUCCUUUGAAGUUUUAACAGAUUUUUACUUUUUAAACUAAUGAAAAUUUUGACAACCCGUCUGUUUUCUUCUUGCCGACAAGUCUCUCUUCUCGGAUAAUGAACGUGGCCCAAUAACAAAAAGAAUUAGAAAUCAAGUUUAAGCAGUAGGCCCAAUAAAGCUUAUCUCUAGCCCAAUAUCAAUUUCCCAAAGAGCAAAUCGCCGGUUUCAUAGACCUCCGCGACUCGGGUGUAUCAAUCCCCAAUCCUGAAUACCCAAAUGCUUAACUGAGUCAACUCGACCGCCUCACAUCCCAACGAAAGACGCUAGUUUUGGAAUGGCACCAUCACGUAACGUCAUUGUAGCCACGGGUCUGGUUGUUUUCGCAUCUGCAGGCUUAGCUUUCCCCUUUUACAUGGCAUCGUCAAAGAAACCAGUGAUUGAUCCAACAAAACCGCUACCUCCUCAAGCAACUUUUAGAGGACCUUACAUCAACACUGGUUCUCGCGAUGUUGGUCCUGACCAUCGAACCUACCCAAAGAAAUAAUCCUCAUCGAGUCAAGACACACAAACUGUAAUCAUGAGUUUUCAUUGGGUCCCUUAAACACAAGAAGUCCAGUCUAGCCAUUGAGAUGGUUUUGAUUAAUAGCUCGAGGAUUUGAAUAUAGUAUAAUGUCACCAUAAACCAUUUUCAUCAUUGCGAUUUUGAGUUUGCUUGAAUACGUUAUUUUGUAUUAUGUUAUUGAAGUUCGAACAAGCCACCUUUUAUCUA
Brassica rapa (field mustard) is the source of this 1007-nucleotide messenger RNA. RefSeq lists its product as uncharacterized. NCBI's taxonomy places the organism in Eukaryota, Viridiplantae, Streptophyta, Magnoliopsida, Brassicales, Brassicaceae. The record is from RefSeq and is a predicted model, not a curated record.